AUGCUUGGCACGCGACAGACGUUUAGAGUAGCGAUGGGGGACGGAGAUGGAGAUGGCAGCAGCGCUGGAGUGAACAAGUCAUUCAAGACGCCUGCCAAAGGUGGUGGGCGAGGGGGCAAGGAGAAUGCGAUAGCGAUGAGCAUGAGCAUGGGAAAGCCAGGUAGUACAAACCCGCUCAAAACACCACUGCCAUCGAAAAAGCCGCAGCUAUUCGGUGAAGUACCCACCACGGUUAAAUCCAAGAAGACAAUGACCGGUCUGACUCCGGCCCCACCCAAGACUGUACUGAGGCCUGCAGCUGGACAGAAUGUGCAAAAUGUGCACAAGGGGCAGAGUGGUCAAAAGAAUAAGGAUAAGGAUCCCAGUCCUCGUCCGUCGACUCUGCGCAAGUCAAUGCGCGUGCCUACACACCAAACACAGGCGCAGAACAUCAAGGCGACACCGGCACCCACUUUCAUUCCCCUCCACCACCACGAAGACGAUGUCGGCCCCACUCUUGGCGAAAUGAAGCAGGAGGAGAAGGAGCAGGCGAUGCUGGAGUUGGAGCUGGAAGAGGAGGCAUAUCAUGAAUCUGAUUGGAGUGAUUUCGAAGUGGAGUAUGCACCCGGUAAGGAGACUCAGAUUGAGUUGCCAUCGAGACCACUCGAGAGUGAAAGUGAGUCGGAGGUUACAAAUUACAGGGAAUUGGGCCGUCAGUUGAGAAUAGCUUCACCAAGAUUCAGCGUUUACGAGUCGGAUGACAGUGAUGGUUCGUACGCGUCGGAUCAAAUCGCAGACUUGAAAACACGCGGUGGAUUCGGUGAGGAGGUGAAGAUGGACUAUGACAGUGGCAGUGAGGAGGAUAUCGGGAUUAGAGUGAAGAAGAAGCAGAAAGGAGUUGUGGGGAGGGGAGGUACAGUGGCUAAUACUCGCGUUACAACCCAGAGAAGACCGGUCAAGAAACAGGCACAGACACAGCCACCGAAGCACACGCAGACCCACACCCACACACGCAAGAUCAAAUUGGAUGAUAUCCGAGUGGAAUUGGAUCUAGAGAGUUGUUUGUUGGACUUGUAA
Messenger RNA from Wallemia ichthyophaga EXF-994, 1056 nucleotides. RefSeq lists its product as uncharacterized. NCBI's taxonomy places the organism in Eukaryota, Fungi, Basidiomycota, Wallemiomycetes, Wallemiales, Wallemiaceae. The transcript has a single exon. Bases 1 to 1056 code for a protein of 351 amino acids. The record is from RefSeq and is a predicted model, not a curated record.